CGUUGCGCCGCGCGGCUGUGAGGCGGAGCGGGGCUGCCGGCAGCCCCUGGCCUUAGGGAGCUUUGCGGCCGCCUUCGUCCCUUUUUUUCCCCUCUCCUUCCUCCCUUUCGCCCCUGAGGUGAGCGGGGUGCUGCCCCUGGGCCUCGUGUGGCCCCGGCGAGGCUGGGCUCUCUCCCCGUGUCCCCUCAGAGGCGCUGCUUGCCGGCCACCAUGUUUGUGCUCGUGGAAAUGACUGACACGGUGAGGAUUCCCCCCUGGCAGUUUGAAAGGAAACUGAACGAAUCCAUUGCCGAAGAGCUAAACAAGAAAUUGGCCAAUAAGGUAAUCUGUAGCGUGGUGUAGGCUUCGUGGCAUCCCUCUAGCAACUGAGCGUUUUUUCUGCAUUUUUAUUUCUACACGUGCACUAUCAUAAAAGCUUAGGUAUGAAGGCCGUCCCCACAGACUGAAAUAAAAGAGACUGGGACCAGAGACAGCCGUGUAUCACCUCAAAGGGGUCUGCUACUCUAAUACCUCAUGCUGGAAGGGGAAGAUACCGAGGUUGUAUACAAUGUUGGUCUUUGCAUCUGUUUGUAUGAUAUUACAAAACUGGAAGAUUCAUACAUAUUCCCUGGAGAUGGUGCAUCACACACCAAAGUGCAUUUCCGCUACGUGGUCUUCCAUCCCUUCCUGGAUGAGAUUCUGAUCGGGGAGAUUAAAAGCUGCAGUCAGGAUGGCGUUCACGUUUCUAUUGGAUUCUUUGAUGAUAUUGUCAUCCCACCAGAAUCCCUGCAGCAGCCAGCUAAGUUCGAUGAGGCAGAGCAGGUGUGGGUGUGGGAAUAUGAGACAGAAGAAGGGGCCCACGACCUUUACAUGGACAUCGGGGAGGAGAUCCGCUUCCGAGUUGUGGAUGAAACCUUCGUCGAUACAUCUCCCACGGGCCCAAGCUCUGCAGAGGCUUCCACUUCAAGCGCCACAGAAGAAGUCCAGAAGAAGGAGGCACCCUACACGCUUGUGGGGUCGAUCAGUGAACCAGGCCUGGGCCUCCUGUCGUGGUGGACGAACAGCUAGCUGCAGUCAGAGCCUGCUCCGCAGCAAGUCUUUCCGGUGGAUAGUUGGGGGAUUACGGGAUCCUGCUGGUGCUCGCUGCUCCUUUGAAGCUGAACGAGAACUCAGAGCUGCCAUCCUCUGUUUCCCCGUCAGCUUCCAACCUGCCAGAUCAAGACAGUCGCUUUCAAGAAAUGCCUUCGCUGAUCUGUAGAAGUGAAUUUGCAGGGACAAAAAGGCCAGAGCCCAGCAGCAGCAAACCCAGCUGGGGCUUUCGUCUCCUGCCCUGGAGGGAAAGCUGGGGAGGUCUUUACUCGCCUGAGCUACGAAGGGAGUUGGAUUUUGUGAGUGAAAGCGGGAGAGAAUGCUUGUCUAGAAGCGUCGCUUCCUUGGGCUGACAGCUUGAUCCCGGAGGGGCAGAAUCCUGCCCUUCUUACAGGAGCUGGAGGAGAAACCCCAAAAGACUGGAGCUGAGAGGUGUGCUGCUCUGGAGACUUGGAAAGUGCUGCUGCCGGGAGAGCAGGGGAAGCUGUGGUAACGUUCUGCUGAGAGUGGGAACUUCAUGCGUGGAUGAAGGCCGCCAAAGAGAACUGGAACGAAAUUAGUUUACCCCAAAGUAACUCGGGCUUUAUGAAGAUGACCACUGCAGAAAGCUACAGGCUGCUUGUGGUGAAGGGAAAUACUGUACUAGGUGGGCUGUAUUUGUGUAGAAUGGGCUCAACUUUGCUGGAGUUUGAAAAUGCAUGAUUAUGGACUGAAAUGGACCAAUGUUACUUUAAGUAAGUUAAAUGUGUUUGUGAGAGUGCGUUAAUACCAGAAAUGGAAUAAAUAGUAAAAAACCCCA
Molecule: messenger RNA, 1867 nt
Organism: Cygnus olor (mute swan)
Lineage: Eukaryota; Metazoa; Chordata; Aves; Anseriformes; Anatidae
Gene: POLR3H
Product: RNA polymerase III subunit H
Exons: 6
Coding region: 514-1047 (177 amino acids)
Biological process (GO): DNA-templated transcription; transcription initiation at RNA polymerase III promoter
Cellular component (GO): RNA polymerase III complex
Molecular function (GO): DNA-directed RNA polymerase activity; DNA binding
Source: RefSeq, a predicted model, not a curated record